Molecule: messenger RNA, 2505 nt
Organism: Nothoprocta perdicaria
Lineage: Eukaryota; Metazoa; Chordata; Aves; Tinamiformes; Tinamidae
Gene: TOMM20
Product: translocase of outer mitochondrial membrane 20
Exons: 5
Coding region: 40-480 (146 amino acids)
Biological process (GO): tRNA import into mitochondrion; protein import into mitochondrial matrix; protein targeting
Cellular component (GO): mitochondrial outer membrane; mitochondrial outer membrane translocase complex
Molecular function (GO): transmembrane protein transporter activity
Source: RefSeq, a predicted model, not a curated record
CGCGCGCGACCCGAGCUGCCGCUCUCGGCGCCCGCCGCCAUGAUGGUGGGCAAGACCGGCGCCAUCGCCGCGGGCCUCUGCGGCGCCCUCUUCAUCGGCUACUGCAUCUACUUCGACCGCAAGCGCCGGAGCGACCCCAAUUUCAAGAACAGGCUGCGGGAGCGAAGGAAGAAACAGAAACUUGCCAAAGAGAGAGCUGGGCUUUCCAAGCUGCCUGAUCUGAAAGAUGCUGAAGCAGUUCARAAGUUUUUCCUUGAGGAGAUUCAACUUGGAGAGGAACUACUAGCUCAAGGUGAAUAUGAGAAAGGCGUUGAUCACUUGACCAAUGCUAUUGCUGUGUGUGGGCAGCCACAGCAGCUCCUGCAAGUUCUACAGCAGACUCUUCCUCCACCAGUAUUUCAAAUGCUUCUAACUAAGCUCCCUACAAUAAGCCAGAGAAUUGUAAGUGCACAGUGCUUGGCUGAAGAUGAUGUUGAAUGAGGUCACACCACAACAGGGGGGAAAAUUGUUUUCUUACCCCAGAAGAUGAGCAUCAGUAGGGGGGAUAAAGGGGCAAACAUAGUAGUUAAAUGAACUGUGUACCACACUGGGUUCUACCAGAGUUAAAAUUAACUUUGUGUAGGUGGGUUUCACAGGAUUUUAUUUAUUAUCCCAGUGAAAAGUGUAUUUUGAUAAGAAUUCAUUUUAUAAAUACACUGUGUUGAGUUAUCAAAGUAUCACUAACUUCAUUAUUAUUAAAAUAUGCAGUUGUAAUGUUGUACAUAUAAAGACAUAAAACUACGACCUAUUGAAAACCCAAUGCUCAUUUUUGAAAAAACAAAGUUAUGGCAAUAAAGAUUUAUCUGCACUUGUGUGUCCCGAUAGUGCUACUUUAAACCUCCAGACCUUGGGGUGUCAGAGCAAACAGUCUAAAAAGGAGUUUACAUUAAAAAAUACUUUUAAUGUUAUGGCUGGUCUUCCAGUGCUUUUAGUAACUAAGUUUAAAAUCUUGUGUAAUUUUCUGAGAAAACAGACAUGAUCAUUUAAACAGUGACUGUUCAUUCUAAAAAGCUGCAAAACAGAGUGGUGGUAGGUGACUGCCUGCAGGAAGAAUGACAAACCUAUUUCUGUCAGGAACAAUCACAUCUAUACUGCAAGUCCAACCUGUAUCUCUCAAGCAUGGAAGCUUUAUUAAUGCAGAAAUGUCUGAAAUAAAGGUGUUUGGAAUAGAACCUCGGGCAGCUUUUAAAACAGAGUAUUUUCCGUGAAGCUUCAAACCUUUUGUAAGGUAGGCAGAUAUCAUUUUGGCCUCUAGUCUUCAGAGCCACAGAAAAUAGUUGAUAACAAUUUUGACGUUUGCCUUAAAAAUUUCUGUGCUGAUGCAAGUUACAAAGGUAAGACAAUGAUAUCCCCGGAGUAAUUUUGUUAACAAUAAUAGAUUUAGAAAGGUGUCAUAAAAUUUCAGUACAGAGUGAUACUGUAAACUUGAAUUAGGUAAGUUUGCCAAUGAAAAGGAGGCAAGUAAGGUUGUGACUCAUGUUUCUUCUGGAAGUGUUUUUUUAAAAGCAAGUUUUCCAUGGAUAGAAUGUCCUGAAUUUCCCGAAUUAAAGCAGAUUGUCUCCUGCUGUUUUAAGGUUUGGGUUUUUGUUUGUUUGUUUUUGCUGUUGCCAUGGAGGUAGCAGAGGAAGCAAUUAAAAAUGCAGAUACAUAAUGAGUACUUUUGGCCUGUGUUAAGGAGAACAAAGGAAGAGAAUGCUUCAGCAUACCUCGCUGACAAGUGGUAUUUUGUGCCUACUGAUUCAAAUACAUUAAUAGUAACGUGCUAUGUGGAGAUAAUCCAGACAGAAGUGAUGCUCACUGAGAGAGCAUUAGCCAACAUGCCCAUCUCUGACUCAUUUCAGCCUAGUAAAGGUUUCUGCAAAGGCAGAUUCUUUCAAACCAUAGGUAUCAAUGUUUCAGAAAUUGCCUUGCACAGGGUAUUUCAGAGGUUAAGUGGAUGGAUAGUUCAUGGUUACCUGGCAAUCAAACACUUGAAUUUGGGAGUACAAAUGGCUCUGAGCUGAUCUGUGUACACCAUUAGAUUUGCUGUAGAUUGGUUAUUUCCCCCCUAACCUCUGCAAGAUACAAUUUCCCAAGAUUUUGAAGUAUUAUUGAAUCUUUAUAUAAUGGGGUAAAUGUGGAAACUAGUGGUUGAUAUAAGCGAAAACUUCUUGAAGAGCUGGCUAUAAUCUAGUGUUUUUGUUGUGUUUGGCUUGCUCAGGUAAUGCAGGGGAUAGGUUUAAUAUUCAGUAGCCAUAAUCUUUAUGUGACAAUGACUGGUUUGCUCUUUUCCUUUUAACUUGCUUCAGUUAUUCUGAAGUUACUCUGCUCCUAGAAUUUUGAGCUAAAAAUACUCUGAAGACUGUUAGGUUUAGGGGAUGCAGUUUGGUCCUUUUGAUGGAGUUUGCCUUUUACUUUUUAGUCUUUGCAGUUGCCUUGGAAACUUAAGUCACAGAUUGUGCUGAUAGAACUGCUCCUGUAUUUACC